Messenger RNA from Zophobas morio, 921 nucleotides. RefSeq names its product protein CIST1-like. NCBI's taxonomy places the organism in Eukaryota, Metazoa, Arthropoda, Insecta, Coleoptera, Tenebrionidae. The transcript is spliced from 2 exons. The coding region runs from base 1 to 921 and encodes 306 amino acids. The record is from RefSeq and is a predicted model, not a curated record.
AUGAAAUACUCACUAAGUUUAAAGAAGCCCAAAAUUAACAUUUUGCAAGAUAUCGUAAUUCAGCCCCCCUUGCUCGCUGCAGCAGCACCAGCACCACCACCAGCACCACAACCAUCACCACCACCGUUGAGGUUGAUAGAUGAUCUGUCGGAGGAGGACCUCAAAAAGCUCCGAAAACUACGUUCGCCUGAAGCAUCAGCCUCAACCUCCAGCCAAGAAGAACGGCAACUGUCUCCGCUGCCCCUCCAUCUUAGUCCAGGUAUUUUCGAUAUUGAGCGACCAGGAAAAUGCAUGGACUUAUUGAGAAGUAUAUGCGAAGAGAUGGAGUCGGAGGAGCAACAGGUAACGGAGGCGCCCGCUGAAGCUACUCCAGAACAGGAAAGGACUCCAGAACAGGAAAGGUCCAGCUCUCCGGCUGCGAUACCCUCCUCCCCUGCUGCUGCUGGUGGUGCUGCCCCUCGUGCUGCGACAUCAUCCUCCCCUGCUGCUGCUGGUGCUGCCCGUCGUGCUACGACAUACUCCUCCCCUGCUGCCUCUGGUGCUGUCCUUCGUGCUGUGACAUCCUCCUCCCCUGCUGCCCAUCAUGCUGCGACAUCCUCCUCCCCUGCUGGGUCAUCAGUGACCGAUGACGACUCAGCAGAUGAGUUUGAGGGUGUCAAAAGUGCUGGUGCACUUUUGGCCGGGUUUAGGGCCCAAUUAAGGGAGGUCGAAAGACAAAGUGUGGUGCGGCAGAAGGAGCUCAUAACCAGGAGGAAAAAGCAUGUGAAAACCAUUAAACAGUUAACGAAGGAUAUUGCACGAUUACAAAGACAGCUAGUGGAGGAGCAAAGGGGGUGCAGUGACGUUGAAAAGGAAAUUAAGAAACUGGGGGAGAACAGUGUAAAUGUUAGGGACCUGUACUCAAAAAUGAAGUGUAUUUAA